This is a messenger RNA of Triplophysa dalaica, 3090 nucleotides long. It is a transcript of the gene postnb, whose product is annotated as periostin, osteoblast specific factor b. The record is from RefSeq and is a predicted model, not a curated record. Bases 44 to 2455 code for a protein of 803 amino acids. Gene Ontology annotation, biological process: cell adhesion; extracellular matrix organization. Gene Ontology annotation, molecular function: cell adhesion molecule binding. Lineage: Eukaryota; Metazoa; Chordata; Actinopteri; Cypriniformes; Nemacheilidae. Gene Ontology annotation, cellular component: extracellular matrix. The transcript has 22 exons.
CCCAUUUCUUUCUCUGAGGUCUCUUUGUAUAGGUGAAGCAGGGAUGAAACUACUUUUACUAGCCACUUUUGCACUUUUUGUGCUCUCUGCUUUUGACCAGGCAGAUGCAUCAGCCUAUGACAAGAUAGUUGCACAUAGCCGUAUCCGUGCAAAGAAAGAAGGACCGAACGUGUGCGCUCUCCAGCAGGUUAUGGGGACCAAGAAGAAAUACUUCAGCACUUGCCGUAAUUGGUACCAGGGGUCCAUCUGUGGAAAGAAAGCGACUGUGUUGUAUGAAUGUUGCCCAGGUUACAUGAAGCUUGAUGGCAUGCCAGGCUGUCCUGCAGUUGCCCCCAUUGGAAAUGUUUACGAAACUCUCGGCUUGGUCAAAGCCACAAAUACCCAGGAAUACUCCGCUCUAUCCAAGUUACGGGAAGAGAUUGAAGGCGAUGGAUCGUACACCUUCUUUGCACCCAGUAAUGAAGCCUGGGAUCUUCUUGAUGCGGAGGUGAGGAAUGCUCUGGUGAGCAAUGUCAACAUCGAGCUGUACAAUGCUCUACACUACCACAUGGUCAACAAACGUCUCCUCACCAAAGACCUGAAGAAUGGGAUGACUCCAACCUCCAUGUACAAUGACUUGAACCUGCUCAUUAAUCAUUACUCCAAUGGGAUUGUGACCGUGAACUGUGCGAGGAUCAUUCACGGCAACCAAGUGGCCACCAACGGUGUGGUGCACGUACUUGAUCGUGUCAUCACUGCGGUUGGCAACACCAUUCAGGACGUCAUUGAAGUAGAAGAUGAGCUGAGCACUUUGAGCACUGUGGCUACUGCUUCUGGUCUGAUCGAAAAGCUGGGUCAAUCUGGACACUUCACCUUGUUCGCCCCGACCAACGAUGCCUUUGAAAAGCUGGACAGAACGGUCCUGGAUAGACUUAUGGAGGACAAGGAUUCCCUCCAAGCUCUCUUCAACUACCAUCUGCUGAACUCGGUUCAGUGUUCCGAGGCCAUAAUGUCCGGUACCUCAUACGAGACCCUGGAGGGGAGCAACAUCGAGAUCGGCUGUGAUGGAGACAGUCUCACAGUCAACGGCAUCAAGAUGGUGCUUAAGAAGGACAUUGUCACCAGCAAUGGAGUCAUCCACCUCAUCGACGAAGUCCUCAUGCCAGACUCUGCUAAGCAGGUUAUGGAGUUGGUUGGACAGUCUCAGAGCACUUUUGGUGACAUGUUGAUAGAACUGGGCUUGGCCUCCGCUAUGAGACCCAAGACUGAGUACACGCUUCUGGCUCCACUCAACGUGGCCUUCAAUGAUGAGGUAAUGUCCAUGGACCAGAGCUUCCUCAAGAUCAUCCUGGAAAACCACGUCCUGAAGAACAAGAUUGUGUUGAGCGAGCUGUUCAACGGUCAACUUCUGGAAACCCUGGCAGGGAAAUUUCUCAGAGUCUUUGUCUAUCGUACAGCCGUCUGCAUUGAGAACGCCUGCCUGAUCCGCGGAAGCAAAGAGGGCAGUAACGGAGCUCUCCAUCUUAUGAAGACUCUCAUCACGCCUGCAGAGUCUAACAUGUACCAACUUCUGGUGAAAAAUGGAGGCUUCAGGAUCUUUUUAUCUCUGAUGGAGGCGGCUGGACUGACUGAUCUGCUGAAACAGGAUGGAGAUUUUACACUCUUCGCCCCGACGGAUGAGGCCUUUGCAGGGCUCAGCGAAAGAGACUUGUCUCUUCUGAAGAGUGAUGCCAAUGCCCUCAGAGCCAUUCUGCUCUAUCACUUCAGUAGGGGCGUCUUCAUUGGCGGAGGUUUGGAAACCAACGUCACUAACCUUCUCAAAUCCCUGCAGGGCAGCAAUCUCAAAGUUUUGUUCGCAAAGGAGGGGAUGCAAGUGAAUAGCGUUAAAAUCCCGGAGUCCGAUCAAAUGGCCACAAACGGAGUCGUUCACUUUGUCCGGACACUUCUGUACCCUGAGGAUAUUCCUGUCGGCAGCCAGGAACUCCUUUCACUCCUGAGACGUAUUAUCCGAUACAUUCAGAUUAAGUUUGUUUCUGGAUACAGAUUUCAGGAGAUUCCUCUGACAUUUAUGACAAGUUUCUCUUUUAUUCCUUUAGGAAGAAUCAUCACAGUCCCCGGUGAUGUCACAAAAGUCACCAGAAUUAUCGAGGGAGAGCCCACUAUCACCAAAGUGACACGGGUUAUUGAGGGCGAGCCGACUUUUACAAAGGUUACCCGCCGGAUUGAAGGUGAACCAAAAUUAACUAAGGUUACCAGGAUAAUCGAAGGGGAACCUACUAUCACCAAAGUCACCAGGGUUGUUGAAGGUCCCGAGUACUCUGUCGGCAGCUCCUAUAAUAUGGAGCUUUAUGAUUUUGGAGACAAUCCCGAUAACAUCAGUAAAAUGAUCGAAGAGGGAACAAGAAGAGUCCCUGGAAGAAGAGUGCAAGGAACACGGAGGAGAACUAGAAAUGUCCAUGCGAGAAACGAACAGUGAACAACAAAAACACGACCCGAAGAGCAAACAAGAGGUUUAAGGAAUAAACAAUAUAUUUCCUUACGCGUGCAAUGGUUCAGAACCUACCAUGUUGGAGUUGGAUUCAAAGAAAAAGGCAUAAAAACCCAUUAGCGAUUUUACUUGUUUCUUAUGUCCUCCAAAGACGAAAUCAUGUUUUUUUCAAUUAAUUUUUUUAACCCUUCCCUAUGUGUAUGUAAAUAUUUUUUUUAUUUUUUUUGUAAAGAGUGGUAACUAAAGCCUUAGUUAAAAAAAAAUCAAUGUCUAGCAUUUAAGCCUGCAAUAUGACUAGUUUUGGGGCUUUGCCAUUGCAUGUACUAUAAUUUUAUGGUGCUCUUGUUUAGAUGGCGUAAAAUCUUAAAUAAAGAAUGAAUUCAUAUUUGGAAUGUUUUGAUAAAAUGUGAUUUUUCUUUUCUGUAGGGGUAGUGGUUGGUUUUUCUUCUUGUUUUGAGUGUGUAUUCUUAAAUGUGUAUACUUUUCUAAAACGUAUGAACAAAUUUAUCACAUGCUGCAUAAUGCAUCCAUUGAAAACGAAUUUUCUCAUUAUCAAUUUAAUAGAUAAAAAAAACUAUUGGAAUCUUUUGUUUCAUAUUUUCCUUAAUAAAUGUUUAGAUGUA